UCAUAACUAAAAUUACUCGUAUUAUAACCCAGAAUAGCAAAUUGUUGCCCCGGAAACCAGCAAAUAAGCUAUGGCAUCCUUUAAUUUCUCUCAACCUAUAGCCUCAUCAACCUCUCACUUUCUUCUUCAUUUUCUCUUCCUUUCCCACUAGCAAAAUCUGCUAGUUUCGAAUAAUCUGGUCUGCAAUGGAAGUCUUCGAGAAAGCGAAAGUGGUGCGUUUCAAGAGCCACCACGACAAGUAUUUGUUAGCCGAAGAAGAUGAAGAACACGUUUCCCAGGACCGCAAUGGCGCCGGCGAGAAUGCAAAAUGGACAGUGGAGUUUGUUCCGAAUGUGAACGUUCUGCGUUUGAAAAGCUGUUAUGGGAAAUACUUAACAGCUUCAAACAUGCCGUUUUUACUCGGAGUCACCGGGAAGAAGGUGCUGCAAACUCUUCCGGGGAGAUUGGAUUCGUCGGUCGAAUGGGAACCCAUCCGAGAAGGCGUCCAGGUGAAGCUGAAGACGCGAUACGGUUAUUAUUUGCGGGGCAACGGCGGCCUCCCCCCGUGGAGAAACUCAGUCACGCAUGACAUUCCACACAGAAGCCACACGCAAGAAUGGAUUAUAUGGGAUGUUGAUGUUUUAGAGUUUCAGAAACCUACUUCCGUUCCUCGGUCGCCGACCCCGCCGCCACACGCCGGACCGCGUCCACUUAAGGCUGUUGAGAAGAAUGCACCAGCGGAAACAUUUUCUCCUACUGCCUUUUGGCUAAAGUCCCCUUCAAAUGAGGAGGUAAUUUAGGUGUCCAUUAAAAAAAAUUGUGUUUUUAUUUUCUUUUUCUUUUAUAGAAAAUUA
Mangifera indica (mango) is the source of this 833-nucleotide messenger RNA. RefSeq lists its product as uncharacterized. The record is from RefSeq and is a predicted model, not a curated record. Lineage: Eukaryota; Viridiplantae; Streptophyta; Magnoliopsida; Sapindales; Anacardiaceae. Bases 186 to 779 code for a protein of 197 amino acids. The transcript has 2 exons.